AUGGAGGUGACGGUGAAGAAACGUGACAAAUACCCAGAGUUUGCUGAAGUUGAUUACAGCAAGUCACAGAAUAAUCAGUGUACGGUGUCUGGGACUACGCGUGUGGCUUCAGUUGUCAAGAGGAUAUUUAAACAAAAACACACGCAAAAAACCAGCGACACACACAUACACAGGCCUAUCUACACUGUCACACUCACAGCUACCUACACUGUCACACUCACAGCUAUCUACACUGUCACACUAAUACCUACCUACAGUGUUACACUCACAGCUACCCACAGUGUCACACUUGCAGCUAUUUACACUGUCAUACAAAUAGCUACCUACAGUGUUACAUUCACAGCUAUCUACACUGUUACACUCACAGCUACCUACACUGUCACACUCAGAGCUACCCAGU
This is a messenger RNA of Candidula unifasciata, 400 nucleotides long. The record is from the annotation of a GenBank genome assembly. Lineage: Eukaryota; Metazoa; Mollusca; Gastropoda; Stylommatophora; Geomitridae.